AGAUUUUCGACGAGGGGAAGGAGGAGGAGGAGGCGGCGGCGGUGCGAUCUCCGACGAAGUCGGCGUGAGAGCGCUGUUACAAACGCGAGUCUCGGUGGCGCGCGAUCGCAAGGGGUGGAUUCGCUCCUCUCUCUUUCUCUCUCUCUCUCUCUCUCUUCCUCUCUCUCUCUCUCUCUCUCUCACCGGUGCGUCCCGUUCGCGCGAACCAUCUCGGGACGGUGUCCUCCGUGAUCUGAUCCCGGGACAUCCCGGAGUUGACUCGACGUCGUCCUCCGUUCGCGAAGACUCCGAAAGAGACUCUCUCGAGAGUCGAUCGACGGGAUAUCGGAGGGAUAUCGUCUCGCGUCACCGCAUCAUCAUCGGCGACAGAGUGUUUCGUUUCUCUCUCUAUCUCUUUCUACCUCUCUCGCUCUCUCUCUCCCUUUGCGUGCAUGUGUGUGUGCGUGUGUGUACGUGCGCGUCUGUGUACGCCGGGCGGUGCGCGAAACGUAACGUGAGCAUACCGCGGGACGAGAGUGCGGCGGGUAGGUAGGCAACUGCGACGAUGUUCCCGUGGUCGUGGAAAGUGCGAGAAAAGUGACGGACCGAGAGGAAAGCCCGGGAGUCGUGUCGGGUACGUUGUGUUGCACCUACGUGGCCGAGAAGAGGCGUGGAUCGCCGCGACGCAUUUUACGUGGCGCGUAAUUCGCGCACGCACCCACACACGCACACGAUUGCGCGCGCGCACGCACGCACGCACGAACGCACGUUCGCUCGUGUUACGCGCUCCGGGAUAACGAUGCUGUUGUCAGGAGGGAAUCACCCACGGCUCCCUUGAACGUUACUACGAGCGGAGCACCCUGCCCUCGGGAGUCCGGGGCCAGCGACGGGACGCAAGAUAGAGUGAUAUGUUAACCGAAGACAAUGACCCGACGAAACCAGCAGGGGUUUUAGACAAUGCUGGCAACGUGUCUUCCUCGACAGAAGCCUCGGUACAGCAUCCUCGCGCCGCAAACAAUGAAAUUCAUUUACAAACCACUCAUCCGCUCGUCUUCACGUUGUCAGAAACUGAAGUUAAGAACGAGGUGCAGGACUGUCCCGAGACCGACAGCGUGCCAAGUGGCGAGCUGUACAUCGACGAGAAUGCUGAGGAGAAGGAGCAGGAAUAUCCGGAUUCGAUGGAAAAGGCGGAUUACGGAUCCCUGUACGGUGCCAAUCAAUAUUAUAACAGCCUCUACAACUCGCCGCCUUAUGGAUCCACGACGGUCUCGAAGUCCGCGUCAAGCUUACAGAGCUCGUACCUAAGCUCCUACACGUCGUCGAGCUCGAUGACGCAGUACCCGUCCUACGCCGGCUACAACAGCGGAGCGACGACUUUCCCGAACGUGGCGCAGAAUAUAUCGCCGGCCUCUCAGAAACUGGACUACAGCGCCUACAGCAGCAGCCUCUACGGGAACGACAGGGUGCCGCUUCAGUAUUCCGGAUACUACCCUAUGCCCGGUUAUCACGCGCCGCCCACCUCCUUCAACAUCGGCAACAUCAACUUCGCGGAAGACUCGACCAAGUCCGCGCUCACGUUGGACCCGACUACGCAUGAUGCGAGCGAUCUGACCGCACGGGAAACCGCAAACAUCGAAGUGGCGGCGACGAAGCCAUGCAGGCGCGGCAGGAGGCAAAGCGGAAGCGGGAACAGUAUCGGUUCGGCGGACACGACGGAGGCCGGGCCUGAUCGUAUAUUCAUCUGGGACCUUGACGAGACCAUCGUUAUAUUCCACUCCUUGCUAACCGGGCAUUUCGCGACGAAGCACCGCAAAGAUCCCACCCCCCUGGCUCAGGUGGCGUACCGAAUGGAGGAGAUGAUAUUCAACUUGGCGGACACGCACUUCUUCUUCAGUGACAUCGAGGAUUGCGAUCAAGUGCACAUAGACGACGUCGCGUCGGACGACAACGGACAGGACCUGUCGUCCUACAACUUCGCGACCGACGGCUUCCAGUGCGCGUCCACGAACAACGGGAUAUGCCUGACUUCCGGAGUGCGGGGCGGCGUCGACUGGAUGAGGAAGUUGGCGUUUCGCUAUCGCAAGAUCAAGGAGAUCUACUGCAAUUAUCGCAACAACGUCGGGGGUCUCCUGGGCACGGCGAAGCGCGAGCAGUGGCUCCAGCUGCGCUCCGAAAUCGAGGUGUUGACCGAUAACUGGCUGACGUCGGCGAUCAAGUGUCUGAGCCUUAUCAACAAAAGGAGCCACUGCAUCAAUAUCCUGGUGACGACCUCGCAGCUGGUGCCCACCCUCUCCAAGGUCCUGCUCUUCGGCAUCGGCGGGAUAUUCCCCAUAGAGAAUAUAUACUCCGCCAACAAAAUCGGAAAGGAAAAUUGUUUCGGGAGGGUGGUAGCGCGAUUCGGCCGCAGGUGUACGUACGUAGUGAUAGGCGACGACUCGGACGAGGAGAACGCGGCGCGAGCGCACAACUUCCCCUUCUGGAGGAUAAACAGCCUUUCGGACACGCAAGCCCUGUACAAUGCCUUAGAAAUGGGAUUUCUCUAAUCAAAAUGUAGAUCGCGAUCCGUGGCGUUGGGGAAGGUUGCACGGAUGUCAAGCGCACGGAUGAUGACCGCACGCGACUCGCGUGAAAUCGUGCGGCAAAAAAGUGAGGAGAACCAGUGACAAGGCGGCAUGCUUGACUCUCUGGGGAGAAGAAGCUCUUAUCAUUCCUAUAACUUUUAUCAUGUGUAAUAUAUACGUAACAACAAACGGAUGGCCGACACCUCCGUCAACUGUAAUACGUAUAUGGCUAACAUUCGCCGACGAUCAGAUAUUUUAUGAGCUCGGUCGGACACGUCUCUCGGUCCGUAAGUGAUAUAGAAAUGAAAGUAAGACUUAAGUGAUAACGAAAAACACAAAGAGAAAAAUCGGGGGGGAAAUUUAAGAAAAAUUUAUGUAUAAUAAGAUCUUCCGGAUGGCUCUCCAGCCGCUAACUUAGUCACGUGUACUAUAUUCAACUGAGACGGAAUUUGUGGAAAGGAUAUACCGGGUGAAUCGCUGGAAACGGAGCUUCUGAUCGAGUGACGGUUCUGGAUCCGAAGAUUCACUCUGUAUGCACACAUACACCUUUCGUGUACUUAACUAUACUACAUUUGCAUACUUUUGCUUCUCGACGACCGGUGAAAUCGAGCGAUUUUUACAAAUGUACGAUAAAGCGGGUCUCACUAACGCGGCGAUUAUGAUUCUUCCCAUUUUGCUAUAUUUCGCGAGCGGUUUGCUUUCGCGGCACUUCCGGGAUUCAUAUUCAUUGUUUCUCACAAUCUAAUAUCGCAGCUGUCGCUUGCUUCUUGCGUUACUUUCACGUGCAAAUUUAUCACGAGGAGUUGAGUCAACAGGUUAGUUACAGUUUCACUGAUCGCCUUAAUAUCUUUGUUCGUCAUGCCUUUUACAUACGUAUCUUUACAUUCCUUUAGUCCUUAUGUUACAAAUAUAGCUGUAAGCAGUAUUAUGUAUAUUUUGAAAGUAUCCAUCAUAUCAAUCACACAUUACCAUGACGCACCUACCAGACACAAAUGUGUGUGCAUUAGGAGAAGUAUUUAUAUAUUUGUAAAGAUACUAUAUAGUUAUAUAUAUAUAUAUAUAACUAUAUAUAUAUAUAUAUAUAUAUAUACACGACUGUAUUUUGGAAUUGUACAAGGACAUUUGACAAACACCCCGAGAAAUGCAUUAAUAUAAUAAAGAAAACGAACUAGAGUAUAGUUGGAGAUUGCAGUUGACAUCGUUAUGUGUAAAAACAGUUUAUAAAAAAUUUUUCUGAAUAUAUCGUAUUAUUCGUUAAAGCAAAGAUAUUAAUAAAAAAUAUGAUUGAAAAUAUGUAAGAUACCGUUUGUGUCUCGAAAGACUGGCAUCGUGCAAAGAUAAAAGUAACUUAAUAUUGUCCUUUACUUUAGUAAGCAAAUUAUAUGUGUAUCAAGUCCACACACACGUACACAUAUAUAUACACACACACACAUACACACACAUAGAGUAAAUUAUAUGACACUAAUUUAAUAUCAGCUGUUCUCGAGUAAAUUGAUAUUCUAAGAUUCUCGUUUUUACUUGAAAUAUAUAUAUAUAUACACGUCUCUACUUCUCAAUUCCACAAACAAAUCAAGUUUGUCUCACUCUUGCCGCUCUCUACCGUAUAUACUUCGGACUUUAAUAUAAUAUAAUUUUAU
Dinoponera quadriceps is the source of this 4177-nucleotide messenger RNA. It is a transcript of the gene eya, whose product is annotated as eyes absent homolog 4. The transcript is spliced from 9 exons. NCBI's taxonomy places the organism in Eukaryota, Metazoa, Arthropoda, Insecta, Hymenoptera, Formicidae. The record is from RefSeq and is a predicted model, not a curated record. The coding region runs from base 888 to 2522 and encodes 544 amino acids. Gene Ontology annotation, molecular function: protein tyrosine phosphatase activity. Gene Ontology annotation, cellular component: nucleus. Gene Ontology annotation, biological process: cell differentiation; positive regulation of DNA repair; negative regulation of extrinsic apoptotic signaling pathway in absence of ligand.